This is a messenger RNA of Melanotaenia boesemani (Boeseman's rainbowfish), 1806 nucleotides long. Its product is annotated as LIM/homeobox protein Lhx8. Gene Ontology annotation, biological process: regulation of transcription by RNA polymerase II; forebrain neuron development; neuron differentiation. The record is from RefSeq and is a predicted model, not a curated record. The transcript has 9 exons. Gene Ontology annotation, cellular component: nucleus. Gene Ontology annotation, molecular function: DNA-binding transcription factor activity, RNA polymerase II-specific; RNA polymerase II transcription regulatory region sequence-specific DNA binding. Lineage: Eukaryota; Metazoa; Chordata; Actinopteri; Atheriniformes; Melanotaeniidae. The coding region runs from base 97 to 1191 and encodes 364 amino acids.
AGCUCGGAGUUGACUGACUGAAACACACGGGAGUUCUGCAGGAGAAAGAAAUAAUAACUUUGGAAACUGGGAGUCUUUUCCGUCUGGGACGCAGACAUGCGCUGGAAAAGUGAAGUGAAAGUAGAGUGUUGCAUUGUCAACGACAGUGAAAGCGGAUCUCUGUUGUCCAACGAGAAGCUUCUCGUCAUGUGUGAGGACUGCAAAGGAGACGAAGAGCUGCUAGGCAAAUGCACUGAGGACAGGAGAGACAUAAUGGGCGCCCCGGUGGAAGUUUUGGACGAAGACACUUCGUCCCCGCAGACGAUGGCGUCUGCGCCUCUGCUGGGCAGAACUGUAUGCGCAAGCUGCAACGAGGAAAUAAUUGACAAAUAUUUAUUAAAGGUUAACGACAUGUGCUGGCAUGUGCGCUGUCUCUCCUGCAGCGUGUGCCAGACUUCACUUGGCAGCCAUGCGAGCUGUUACAUCAAAGAAAAAGAAGUUUUCUGUAAACUGGAUUACUUUCGAAGAUACGGCACCUGGUGCGCGUGUUGCGGCCGGAACAUCCACUCCACAGACUGGGUCCGUCGGGCGAAGGGCAACGUCUAUCACCUGGCCUGCUUCGCCUGCUUCUCCUGUAAGAGGCAGCUGUCCACUGGGGAAGAGUUCGCGCUGGUGGAGGGGAAGGUGCUCUGCAGGGUCCACUACGACUGCAUGCUGGACAACCUAAAGCGGGCCGUUGAGAAAGGAAGCAGUGUCAGCAUGGAGGGGGCUGUACCCACUGAACAGGAGAUUAACCAGCCUAAACCGUCCAAGAGAGCUCGGACCAGCUUCACUGCCGACCAGCUUCAGGUGAUGCAGGCUCAGUUUGCUCAGGACAACAACCCUGAUGCUCAAACGCUGCAGAAAUUGGCGGAACAGACGGGCCUCAGUCGAAGAGUCAUACAGGUUUGGUUCCAGAACUGUCGAGCACGCCACAAAAAGCAUGUGAGCCCCAACCACACCUCCAGCAGCCCCAUGACCUCCCUGCAGCCCAGUCGCCUGCCCUUGCCCACCCCGACCCCCGAGGAGCUGCAAUACACAGCCUACGGAGGCCCAGAGGGCUCAAUGCUUUCUGCACUACACUCCUUUAUAGACAUACACUCUCCUCCUCCCAUGUUUCAGCCGCUGCUGCCAGCCCACGCCAUGACCUCCUUGCCUGUGUCUCAUGCCUGAGUGGCUCCCUCAACACACACACACACACACACACACGCACACACACAGCAACCUCAGAGUCCACCAGCAUUUUCAUGUCAUUAGCAGCUGCAGUAUUCUGAUUGUCAUGGUAAAUAUAAUUUCAUUUUAAGAGAACCACAACACACUUUCCUUUCUUUACCAGUUAAAUAAUCUUUUCAUUUUUAUAUAUUUGUUACUCACAUUAUGGAGGACCAAAACUUACAGUUUUACACACUGUAUGAAGUGGAAAUGCAAAGGUUUCAGUGUACCUCACAGCAUUGUAACGCGUGACUUUGUAUUUGUUUGUGUAAUUGGUGACAGUUUUACUGUGCAACUCUACGUGAAAGUCACCAGACCCAUAACUCCAUAUGAAGGUGAACUUGAACUUGUUUGUAUAAUAGUGUUGCAGUUUAAUUUAUUGUAUGUGAAGUCUGUUUCAAGAAUAAAUGUUUAAUUUCACAAACCAGGGAGAUGAAUUAAUGGAUGAAAACACAAAACCUAUACACAUCUAUGAAAUGUGCUUUCAAUUUUUUAACUACAGCAGAUGUAAGGAAGCAUUAUUAUCUGAUCUGAUGGUGAACAUGCAUCCAGGGGAAUGUGACUCCCUUCAAUUAA